UUCCAUCUUCCAUUACAAAUAUAUCAAUCUGCUUUUGUCAAGCAUUCACAUUUCUGUCCGCCCCCAACCAUGAGCUUCCUCACAUUAAUGGUUGCUCUUCUGCUAGCAGCUGCUCCACCAGCUCUGUCAUGGAGCAAAGAGGGCCAUAUCAUGACCUGUAGGAUUGCUCAGUCUCUUCUUCAUGAAGCAGCAGCAGAAGCAGUCCAAAACCUGCUGCCAGACUACACCAAGGGAGAUCUAUCAUCUCUCUGUGUUUGGCCAGAUCAAGUCAGGCACUGGUACAAGUACAGGUGGACAAGUCCUCUUCACUUCAUCGAUACGCCUGAUAAAGCAUGCACCUUUGAUUAUUCAAGAGAUUGCAAGGAUCCAAAAGGAACUGAAGAUAUGUGUGUUGCUGGAGCUGUUUCCAAUUUCAGUACUCAGCUUCUACACUAUCAACAUGGCACGGCCGAUCGCCGUUAUAAUCUCACAGAAGCAUUGCUAUUUCUGUCUCAUUUCAUGGGGGACAUUCAUCAGCCGAUGCAUGUUGGAUUCAGUAGUGAUGAGGGAGGGAACACAAUUCAGGUCUGGGAUAGGGAGAUAAUCCUCACAGCUUUGACAGAUUAUUAUGAGAAAGACAUGGAUCUGUUUCUUGAGGAUAUUCAGAAUAACUUUACUCAAGGUGUUUGGUCUGAUGACAUCUCAUCUUGGGGAGAUUGUGAGGAUCUCUCUUCUUGUCCGAGCAAAUGAAUACUUUGAUUCACGGUUGCCGAUUGUGACGAAACGAAUCGCACAAGGAGGUGUGAGAUUGGCCGUCGUUUUGAAUCGGGUGCUUGGAGAUCAAAAGCUUCAUCAUAUUCCGUCCCCAACCUAAAUAUAUUUUAAUUUUCUAUUAUUUAUUUAUUUUUAUUUACAAUGACUAA
Phalaenopsis equestris is the source of this 902-nucleotide messenger RNA. RefSeq names its product endonuclease 1. The record is from RefSeq and is a predicted model, not a curated record. Gene Ontology annotation, molecular function: nucleic acid binding; endonuclease activity. Gene Ontology annotation, biological process: DNA catabolic process. Lineage: Eukaryota; Viridiplantae; Streptophyta; Magnoliopsida; Asparagales; Orchidaceae.